AUGUACGGGCUUCAACAUGGCAGCACAGCCUUUGAGUGCAACAAGGUGCUAAGCAACUUCGCCAAAACCCGGGAAUGGAAGUCGGCGCUGUCUUUGUUGCAGGCUGCGAAGGAGAAGCACCUCCGACUGGACAUCGCCUCCUACACCUGCACCAUCAAUGCUCUGAGGGCUACUGCUGCAUGGCAGCUGGCCUUGUCUCUCUUGGAGGAGACUUCUGCAUGUCGGCUCCAACGAAAUUUGAUUGCUUUCAGCUGCACCCUUGGUACCUGCCAGCGGGCUUCGGAGUGGAUUGCUGCUCUUAAUCUCCUCCAGCAGGUAGACGAGGAGAAAUUGGAGAGCGAUGUGGUGAUCCAAAGCGCUGCGAUGUCUGCCUGCUCCGAAGCUUCCGCUUGGUCAUCAGCACUGUUCAUCCUUGACUCCCUGCGCUGUCGCUCCACAGACAUGGAUCAAGUGAUGUUGGGCACCGCUAUCCGUGUGUGUGGCAAGGCCUUUCUAUGGCAAGCCGCCUGGGCCUUGCUAUUUGAGGCGCAGGCAGCGAAGACAAGAGCAAGCUUGAUUGCUUUCAACUCGGCACUCGAUGCGUGUGAGAAAGCGGCUAAGUGGCAGCAGGCUUUGCAGCUUCUCGGCGAAAUGAAGCGACUGCGCGUUGAUCCGGACGUCGUCUCCCAGAAUUCGGUGAUCUCGUCGAUGGCACUGGAGUGGGAGCAGGCUAUGUGCUUGUUCCGUGGGGUCCAAUGCCCAGAUGCCAUCACAUACACCACAGCCAUCAGUGCUUGCGCUGCUGCUGCACAGUGGCAAGUCGCAUGUUCACUGCUCCGAGCGUCAACUCUCCACCACCCCAGCAUUGUCACCUACAAUGCUGCAGCCAGCGCUUGCGCCAAUGGGGGCGCCUGGCAGCAGACACUUCAAGUCCUCCACCUUGCCCAAGAGGAAGGUUUGGAGUUGGAUGUCGUGUCCUUCAGCACGGCAAUGAGAAGCUGCAGUCGGUCUUCGGAAUGGCUGCAAGCCUGGCUGCUUUGCCAGGACCUCUUCGAACAGACCCUGGAGCUGGAUACCAUCACAUACAGCACCAUUUUCGAGACCUUCGAGGCUGCUGACAAGUGGGAACCCGCCUUGCAGCUCCUUCAGCACGCCCAAGCGAGCAGCUUAAGGGCCGAUCCAAUCAUGUAUGGCUCCGCAGUGAGGGUUUGUCAGGCCGCGACACAGUGGGAGCAGGCCCUUUGCCUCUUGCAGGUGCCAAAGCAGCCGACGGAGGCCAGCUUCGUAUCGGCGAUGAGUGCCUGCGAACGAGCUUCUUCCUGGACCGCUGCGCUGCAGAUCCUUGAGGACAUGAGCUUCGCCCAUCUUGGGCCCAAUCUCAUCGCCUUCAAUGCAGCGCUGAGUGCCUGUGCCAAAGGAUCGCAGUGGAUGCAGGCACUGGUCUUCUUCGAGCGCCUUUGGGCG
Messenger RNA from Symbiodinium sp. CCMP2592, 1443 nucleotides. The record is from the annotation of a GenBank genome assembly. NCBI's taxonomy places the organism in Eukaryota, Dinophyceae, Suessiales, Symbiodiniaceae.